Molecule: messenger RNA, 516 nt
Organism: Linderina pennispora
Lineage: Eukaryota; Fungi; Kickxellomycota; Kickxellomycetes; Kickxellales; Kickxellaceae
Exons: 2
Coding region: 1-516 (171 amino acids)
Source: RefSeq, a predicted model, not a curated record
AUGGUAGUUGAGCGCGUAGCUGAGCUAGCCGAGUCGCCUGAAACUGCCGAGAAAUCUGUUGUUUUUUCGCAGUGGACGGCCAUGCUGAACCUGAUCGAGCCCCAGCUCAAGCGGAACAACAUCCGUUUUGCUCGCCUCGACGGCACCAUGUCGCGCAUGCAGCGCACAGCAAAUCUUGCCAAAUUCAAGAACGACCCCGGCGUACGAGUCCUCUUGGUCUCACUGAAGGCAGGCGGCGUUGGACUGAACCUCGCGUACGCCACGCACGUCUUCGUGAUGGAUGCGUUUUGGAAUCCGAGUGUCGAACACCAGGCUAUUGACCGAGUACAUAGACUCGGCCAGACCAAGCCGGUGUCUGUUACGCGGUAUUUUGUCAGAGACAGCAUCGAGGAGAAGAUUCUGAAACUGCAGCAGCGCAAGGGCAAGAUUGUCGAUAUCUCGCUGAUGGACAAGGAGAGGGCACAGAACCCUGAUUCUUUGCUGCGGCUGGAUGAUCUAAGCAUGCUGUUUGGGUGA